AUUAGAAUUUGUAGAACAUGGAUUCGAAAAUGUAAAUAAUUUUGUUCGCGUUAUGACUUGUACUGGUGAUUGCUUAGCCUAAGUUCCUUCAUAAAAUAUUGUCAAUUUUAAUUGUUAGUAUAAUCUAUAGUGAAUGUUUCGAAGGUUAUAUCUUAACACUAUAAGAACCUUUUGCUCUGCUGAGAAAAAUAGGAAUGUUACUAUGAAGUACCUUAACGUUGCUGAGAAAAACGAUGCCUCAAAAAACAUCGCUAACCUACUGUCCCGUGGGACAGCUCAACGGCGUGAAGGAUUUUCUCCAUACAAUAAAAUCUAUGAAUUCGAAUACACAAUCCGAGGACAGCGAGUUCAAAUGGUUAUGACUUCCGUUUCUGGUCAUUUGUUGAAUUUCGAGUUUCUGCCCUCCUUUCGCGGUUGGAACAGUUGUAAUCCUGAACAACUUUUCGAAGCUCCCGUACGGAAAAAUUGUACCGAAAACGCACAAAAAAUAAAAAAGACCCUGGAACGUGAGAUUCGUGGUUGCCAAACACUAGUUAUUUGGACCGAUUGUGAUCGCGAGGGUGAAAAUAUCGGAUUCGAAAUCAUCGAAGUCUGUCGAGCUAUCAAACCUCAGAUCCGUGUACUGCGAGCUAAAUUUUCGGAAAUUACAACACCAUCUGUAAAACGCGCAGUGGAAAAUCUGGCGGAACCAGACGAACGACAAAAUGAAGCGGUCAAUGUAAGAAGUGAAUUAGAUUUGCGAAUAGGAGCUGCAUUUACCCGGUUUCAAACGUUGCGGCUGCAAAGUGUUUUUCCGGAAAAAAUAGUCAAUAAUUUGGUCUCCUAUGGCAGUUGUCAAAUCCCAACGUUGGGCUUCGUUGCCCAACGGUAUAAAGAAAUCGAAAGAUUUAUUCCACAAGCUUUCUGGAAAAUACGGUUGAAUCAUACUAUUAAUGAACUCACAGUAGAAUUCCAUUGGGCAAGAAACCGUCUGUUUGAUAAACAAUGCUGUGAGGCAUAUUUGAUGCUAUGUCAGGCAGAUCCCCUCGUAAAAAUUGUUAAUGUAACGAAUAAGCCGAAAAGUAAGUGGCGACCUACUCCAAUGGAUACGAUAGAGCUGGAGAAGUUAGGCUCGAGGAAGCUCAAAAUUAAUGCCAAACAAACAAUGACAAUAGCGGAAAAACUGUACACACAAGGUAUCAUAAGUUACCCACGUACGGAAACCAACAUGUUCACCCAUGAUAUAAAACUGGGUCCGUUGGUAGAAAUGCAAACCAACCACCCGAAUUGGGGUUCGUUCGCUCAAAAAGUACUUGAAUGGGGGCCAAAUCCUCGUAACGGAAAAAAAUCUGACCAAGCCCAUCCACCGAUUCAUCCCACGAAGUUCGUAUCAAAUCUUACUGGCGAUGAGCAAAAAGUGUAUGAAUUGAUUGUGCGACAUUUUCUAGCCUGUCUCAGUAAAGAUGCCGUUGGAGCAGAAACGAUAGUUAACGCUGUAAUUGCAGCAGAGGAGUUUACUGCGUCCGGGCUAUGCAUUCUUGAACGAAACUACCUGGAAGUUUAUCCAUAUGAUCGAUGGAAUUCAAAAGAAAUUCAUGCCUAUCAGGUGGGCAAUACAUUUGAACCGACGGACUUAGAUCUCCAUGAAGGGUCAACGACCGCACCGAACAUGUUAACCGAGGCGGAUUUAAUUGCAUUGAUGGAAAAGCACGGAAUCGGAACUGAUGCCACGCAUGCCGAGCAUAUCAAUACGAUCAAAGAACGUGGUUAUAUCGGAGAAGCGGAUCGCGGUUUUCUGGUACCGGGAACGCUUGGGAUGGGAUUAGUCGAGGGUUACGAGUCGAUGGAACUGCCUCUUGCCCAACCAGAACUUCGAGCUGGGCUUGAAGCUGAUCUGAAGUUAAUUUGCGAAGGUAGAAAAGACCCUAAAAUUGUGCUGCAAGAACAGAUUCUGAAGUAUAAGGAGGCAUACAGAGUAAUCACAGAAAAAGCCAGAGCUCUAGAUCAAGCGAUGGGCCAGAGACUCAAUCAUACCCCGAGGGAUGCUCCCACAAAUCAGUUCAGCACGGGAGGUUCGGCUUCUAUACAAGAAGUCUGCAAAUGUCCCAAAUGUGGUCAAAUGAUGUGUCUGAGAACGAAAAAGGAUGGAAAUGGAUACUAUUUAGGUUGUCUUGGUUUCCCUGAUUGUAAAAAUAGUGUAUGGUUUGACGAAAAUAUAAAAGAAGUUACAGGAACGGAUGAGGUCUGUCCAAAGUGUGGUGGGAUCAAUAAAAAGAUGGCCGUAAAAUUUAGGCAUGCUCGAUUUUAUGGGUUGCUUAACCACGUUAACGAUCAAACUUACAAAACCUGCAUCGUAUGUGACGACAAAUUCUGCGAUAUUCUUGGGAUCAACACUAGCUUAGUAAAGCAAUUCCGACCGAAUGGAAUUCGAGCAGAUAUUGCAAUACCACCACGUGGAACAGUGCCUCGCAGCAGUAAUAAUUCACGACCUACGAUUCCUCCUAACCGAUUGGCACAGAACUCGAACGACCGAUCCAGUGGGUAUAACACUGGCAGUAACAAUUGGAGCUCCCAUAAUGAUGAUGAUGACGAUGAUGAUCGACGAGGCGGUGGAGGGGGAGCGAUUGUUGCCGGUAGGAAAAACGUUCCUGCUAAUACCGGUUGGGGUGGUAGCUGGAACUCAUCCAUAGUGGUUACACCAAAUGCCUCCAACUCAGCACGCAACAGAACUAACGAUUCCCAGGCACAAAAUUCACGAUCGCACGAUGAACAGGUUAUGUGUCGUUGUUCUCUGCCAACGAAAGAAUUAACGGUUAAAAAAGAUGGUCCCAACAAAGGACGGCCGUUUUUCGCCUGUCCCAAGGCUCAAAAUGAACAGUGCGGUUUCUUUCAGUGGGCUGAUGAAAACACUGCCCCACAAGCGUCAUCGGGAUCAUCGUGGGGUAGCCAUUCUAGACUACCUUCCAGGGCUAAUGGUAAUUCGUCAGAGUGGGGAAGAACGCACGGUAAUAGCGGAGAUGGACAAGGCCCGAAGGGCAAAGGUGGCAGAGGAACGGGAGAGCGUGGUAAAGUGACGCGGAAAUGCGGCUUCUGUCGUCAGGAGGGACAUACAAAAGCGAAGUGUCCUCAGCGGGAAAGUAUAGAUUAUUGAAGUUUCUUAACCCAUUAAACCCCAACAGCAAGCAACACGGUGAGACAUCAAAUGCAACCAACAAUUUGCUGUGAUGUAUAUAAGUGUUGUUUUCGCAAUGCUGAAUUGUCGAAAUGGGCCAAGGAACAGUUGGUUAUACUUUAUGUUUAGCUGAGAUUGUGUUUGUCACUAUUAUAUAUCUUGUACA
This is a messenger RNA of Malaya genurostris, 3317 nucleotides long. It is a transcript of the gene Top3alpha, whose product is annotated as DNA topoisomerase 3-alpha. The transcript has 4 exons. Gene Ontology annotation, molecular function: DNA topoisomerase type I (single strand cut, ATP-independent) activity; DNA binding; zinc ion binding. The coding region runs from base 134 to 3130 and encodes 998 amino acids. Gene Ontology annotation, cellular component: nucleus; chromosome. Gene Ontology annotation, biological process: DNA topological change. The record is from RefSeq and is a predicted model, not a curated record. NCBI's taxonomy places the organism in Eukaryota, Metazoa, Arthropoda, Insecta, Diptera, Culicidae.